Molecule: messenger RNA, 912 nt
Organism: Capronia coronata CBS 617.96
Lineage: Eukaryota; Fungi; Ascomycota; Eurotiomycetes; Chaetothyriales; Herpotrichiellaceae
Exons: 3
Coding region: 1-912 (303 amino acids)
Biological process (GO): proteolysis
Molecular function (GO): peptidase activity
Source: RefSeq, a predicted model, not a curated record
AUGGCAGAAGGCCAGACCACAACAGUUUCUUGGGUGGAAAUGGAAGAUGGAUGCCGUUUAUAUGUCAAGAUACUCGGCGAUGACUGGACUAGAUCGAAGCCACUCCUCAUUUCGCUGCACGGCGCGCCUGGCCUGUCCACCCAUGCUGAACCAGAGGCCUCCUACACAUUUCUCUCGGACGCAUUUCGGGUCUUGGUGUAUGAUGCUCGUGGCAGUGGCGCAUCUAGCCACACCGGACCUUAUACUCAUGAACGCUGGAUCAAAGAUAUUGAGAACUUGAGACAGUGGGCGGGCGCUGAAAGAUUCAUCCUUGCCGGGGCCUCGUACGGAGCAUUCCUCGCCCUCGACUACGCCAUAUCGCAUGGAGACCGAUUGUACGGAUUAAUACUUCGAGGAGCAUGGGCCAACGGAAAAUUCGGCCCAAUGAAUGUGCUGGCGAACAUCUUGACUUCGAACAAGGUCCAGGCUGACAGAGCACGCCAAGUUCGGCUCUGGUCGGGAACCCUGAUUGACGAUCAGGAUUUUGAGGAUUCGAUUCAAGAACUGCUCCCGUUCUAUGCGCCCCCGGAGACCGACUCAAGCACGACGACAGCGCCAGAGUCGACCGAGUUUCGGGGAUCUGUGAAGUUCUACUCUGCCACUCAGAAUUCUGCGUUCGGCGAGAACAUGCCACGAUUUGAUGUGCGCAGUCGGCUUCAUUUGAUCGAGGUUCCAACACUGCUUGUCGUCGGACGCCAUGACAACGUCACCCCAGUGACAGCCAGCCAGGAAAUCGCCAAUGGUAUUCCGCAUGCGAAGUUGGUGAUCUUCGAGCACUCGGGCCACAGUCCAGCCUCUGACGAGCCGGAGAGGUUCGAACAGGUCUUAUCCGACUGGAUUAAGGCUGAGGGUAUGCUAAAUCCAAGGCCCUAG